Messenger RNA from Clupea harengus (Atlantic herring), 3801 nucleotides. It is a transcript of the gene dner, whose product is annotated as delta/notch like EGF repeat containing. Gene Ontology annotation, biological process: heterophilic cell-cell adhesion; establishment or maintenance of epithelial cell apical/basal polarity. The record is from RefSeq and is a predicted model, not a curated record. Gene Ontology annotation, cellular component: plasma membrane; protein-containing complex. Gene Ontology annotation, molecular function: calcium ion binding. Lineage: Eukaryota; Metazoa; Chordata; Actinopteri; Clupeiformes; Clupeidae.
UCCUUGGUCUGAAAAAGUUUGAGAAACACUGGUCUAGACACACCUCUUGAUUUGGAGAGUAAUAAUAACAUGGAGGAUGAGAGUGAAAUAUUUUUAGAGGUAAAUACUAAUGUAGCAACGGGUAUGUUUAUUUGCUUCCAUUUACCGAAGUGUGUGUGCACGUGUGCAUGUGUGUGCUUGUGCACGUGUGUGUGUGUUCGAAAGAAUGGUGGGGGGAGAUGGAGUGUCGUCAACCAGCGUCACAGCAUCAGCAGCUGCUCGUGUGCCGGAGAACCCUCCCCCUUCAGUCUCUCUCUCUCUCUCUCUCUCUCUCUCUCUUUCUCUCUCUCUCUCUCUCCCUCCCUCUCCCAUCCCACUCUCCAUCAGUCGCUCCCCUGCUCCCUCCCUCUCUGUCUACUUUACUCUCUCGCUCUCUCGUUUUCUCUCAGUGAGCCAACACACGGUGCAUCAGCAGCAUCCUCUCAGCCUGUCUCUGUCUCUCGGUCUCUCUCUCUUCUCUCUCACACACACACACACGUACGUGCGGCUGUCAACUAAGCAGCAGAUGAGAAGCCUCCACACACAGCCUCACACAGUGAAGCGGUGAAAGCAGGUCGGAAAGCUCGAAGAAGAAGAAGAACAGAGGAGGAAGAAAACUGUCUCACUUAGACGGAAGAAGAAAGUGAACACAACGCAUGCAGGUCGCCAUGGUUGCUCAGAAAGCCUUCCGCCUCCUCAUCCUGGUCUUCACCGUGGGGGGGGUGUCUCUCACACCUUUGAGCCCUGCCCCAACCACUCCCGUCGCGAUGACCCCACCUCCUGACCCCUGUGAGGGACGGCCGUGUCUGAAUGGGGGGGUGUGCGCCCCCCAACCUGAUGUCGAGGGGACCCUUGAGAACCCACCUGACUCCUGGGCUUACAUCUGCACCUGCACCCCUGGAUUCACUGGCCACAACUGUGAGUUUUUCGCAGACCCUUGUGCCAGCAGCCCCUGUGUCCAUGGUAACUGCAGCCGUGGCGACGAGGCAGAGGUCUUCACGUGUGAGUGCAGCGAAGGGUUCGGGGGGGACCGGUGUGACCAGCCAAAGUUUGACCCAAACGAGCCCAUCUGGGAUGUUGCAGAGAACUUCGCCCCCGAGCACGCCACCCCCGCCACACCAGUCACGCCAACUACCGCCACUCAAACCACUGAGCCAACCACCGUCCCCAGCACCACACAGGCCCCACCCACCCUGCUACCGUGGCUGCCAAAAGCCGGACAGAGGUUUGUGGAGGUCCAGUGGGACGAUGAGCAGGUGAGGGAUGGUUCAGGUUGUGGCACUUCUGGAAUGCUGACCGUGUCUUUGGAGGUUGCAGAGGACACAGAUGUGAAGAUCCUGGUGAACGUGAGUGGGGCCCCGGUGCUGUGGCGUGUGGGUGUGUCGGAGUUUGCCACAUGUUCCCUGGUAGGGGGAUCAGUCAUCCCCCCCCUACAAGCUCCUGAUGGUCUGGUCCUCCCGGACGCCUCGCUCCGCAUGGGCCAGGAUUACUUCAUUGGUGUCCUGCGCCUAGGCACUCCUGAGGGCCCGGAGGUGGCGCUGCGGCUGCACAUCACACGGAAGGCCAGCAGCUGCGUGGAACCAGGAAGCAGCUUCAGCGACCCACAAUGCUCUGGGAAGGGCAAGUGCAUCACUCAGCCCUCUGUGGACACCUUCUACUGUGAAUGUGACGAUGGCUUUACCGGAAUCUUCUGUGAGGAGUAUGACGCGUGUCACCACAAGCCGUGCGAGAACAACGGCACCUGCGCCGACCUGAGACAAGGGGGACAGGGACGGAACUUCACCUGUUCCUGCCAACCAGGCUUUGAGGGGGAUCGUUGCCACGCUCUGGUGGACCACUGUCUGUCUCAGCCUUGUAGAAACGGAGCCUCCUGCUCUAGUAGUCUUGGUGGACCCCACUGCUACUGCCCCGAGGGUUACCAGGGCAGCCUCUGUGAGCAGAAGGUGGAUCCGUGCGCCUCCAGUCCUUGCCAUAACAACGGCAGCUGCGUGGCCCAGGCAGGAGGCUCGGCUCUGGGCUUCAGCUGCACCUGCCCCCAGGGCUUCACAGGCCCCACCUGCGCCCAGCUGGUGGACUUCUGCGCCCUCAACCCCUGUGCCCACGGCAUCUGCCGCAAUGUGGGCACCAGCUACAGGUGCCUAUGUGUGCCAGGUUAUCAUGGACUGUACUGUGAAGAGGAGUAUAAUGAGUGCUUGUCAGCUCCAUGCCAGAACUAUGCCACCUGUAGGGACCUCAUCAAUGCCUACGAGUGUGUGUGCACCCCGCAGUACGACGGAAGGCACUGUGAGAUCUAUAAGGACCCCUGUCUGAAGGUGCACUGCCAAAAUGGAGGCCACUGUGAGAGUGCGGGGCUCAACGGCUCCUGUGUGUGCCCCCCUGGCUACUUAGGGCAACACUGUGAAAUUGACAUCAACGAAUGUGAGAGCAAUCCCUGUCACCAUGGCGGCACCUGCAUCAACCAAUCAAAUGGCUACGCCUGCCACUGCCCUCCCGGCUGGGUGGGUGGCAACUGCGAGAUCCACCUGCAGUGGAAGCCUGCCCACCCUGACGAGACCCUGACCAACAUGCCCCGUCACUCCCUGUACAUCAUCAUCGGGGCGCUGUGCGUGGCCUUCGUCCUCAUGCUCAUCAUCCUCAUCGUGGGCAUCUGCCGCAUCAGCCGCAUCGAGUACCAGGGCUCCUCGCGCCACGCCUACCAGGAGUUCUACAACUGCCGCAGCAUCGACAGCGACUUCAGCAACGCCAUCGCCAACAUACGCCACGCCAGAUUUGGGAAGAAAUCUCGGCCUGCAAUGUAUGACGCAACUCCCAUCGCCUAUGAAGAUUACAGUCCCGAUGACAAGCCUCUGGUCACACUUAUCAAAACUAAAGAUUUGUAAAGCACACACACACACACACACACACACACACACACACUCGCAAACACAUACACAGACUAACACACAAUUAGACAUAUAAACACAGCACAUAUACAUAUAAGCCCAGCCUUUACGAUCAGUCAAUGCCAACCAUCCAGUAUUCAUUUUUUAAAAGGGCGUUAUCAUAAACAUUAUAAGUGUUCUUCAAAAGCAAGAGAAAACAACGACAUGACACACAAACAGAAAGAUCUAGAAUAGACCCCUCUUUGAGGUGGAUAUGACAGCAUUUCACUCCUCCCAUUCUCCUCCCCACGAUGCUUUGUGAUGUUUGCGGGACUGACUAGUGCACACGCAGACUUCUGCUGUAUAGCUGAAUGUGAGUAGUCGUUCACCUGCGCAGUCUUGUCAUUUUUCUGUAGAGGGGGUGGGAAUAUGUAGGGGUGGGGGUGGGGGUGGUCUUUACCUUGCCCUUCAAUCUCCAUCCGCUCCGUUAAGUGUAGACUUUGCAGGCAGUGCUAGCGGUCCUUGCUGAUGUAGUAGUCAUAGAUGCACUGGCCAACUCAGUGCGGUAAUGAUAUGUAACUUAUUAAAAAAAAAAAUAUGUAAUGAUUUCAACAGAAAUGUUUUUUUAUUUAAAGGAAAAAAAGAUUAAAUUUGCAGUAGGUGGCCUUAACUGGUGCAUGAUAGCAUUCGAUGGUUUCUGCAUUGCGUAUAGAAACCCUGCAUAAUGUGUAACGGUAUAUUUUGUGUUUUUUAAACUUUGCUGGAGAGGGUUUCGUGCCAUAAUCUAUUCGUUCUUUUACUAUUUCUUGUUCUCGCAUUUUAUGUUUGUAGGAAAGUUCAUAAUGAACCAAUGUAUCGUCAAGGCAGUUUUAAAAAAAAAGUGCUUUUGCAACACUAAUUAUUAAAGUAACAUUUGAUUGUA